AUGUCCCAGCACAGCGACCACCGGCCGAGCCGCCCGGAGCCCCGCCGAGCCGAGCCGGCCCCGCAGACAGCCCAGCGCGUGUUUGUGCCCCGGCCCGUGUGCGUGUCCGUGUGCGUGUCCGUGUGCGUGUCCCUGGCGCGCUCCAACCCCAUUUCUCUUGCAGAGGCGGGUGAGGCCUCGCAGCCCUCGCCAAGGCAGACGCCAGCGGCAGCAUCGGCAGAGGCGCGGCCGCUCGCCCGGCCCGUGGCCACGAGGCAGGAGAAGCCCCUGGGAGACGAGGAGUGCAGGAAAGUCGUGACCAAGAGCCCUCGGGCCGAGCUCACAGGUGCUCCUGAAGCUGUGACAUGCCAGCCCCAGGUACGAGCAGCCCCACAGACCCCCAGCUCCUGCACUCACCUGCUGCAGAACGGUGCUGGGCGAGGGCCAGACCCUGGCAGUGCCAACGGGGACGCAGGGAACGGGAUCUUCCGUCCCCUGCCCAGCACCCAGAAACCUCACCGAAAGCUGCAGUCACACCACUCCAUCAACAGCCAGAGCAGCAAGAAGAGCAAGGGCAGCUCCAAGUCAGCCUCUUCCCACAUCCCUAUUGAGGCACAAGAAGACUGCUGUGUCCAUUGCAUCCUCUCCUGCCUCUUCUGUGAGUUCCUGACCCUUUGCAACAUCGUGCUGGACUGUGCCACCUGUGGCUCCUGCACCUCUGAGGACUCCUGCAUCUGCUGCUGCUGCUGCAACUCGGGCGAGUGCGCGGACUGCGACCUGCCCUGCGACAUGGACUGUGGCAUCAUCGACGCCUGUUGCGAGUCAGCCGACUGCCUGGAGAUCUGCAUGGAGUGCUGUGGGCUCUGCUUCUCCUCCUGA
Messenger RNA from Colius striatus (speckled mousebird), 858 nucleotides. It is a transcript of the gene MDFI, whose product is annotated as MyoD family inhibitor. The record is from RefSeq and is a predicted model, not a curated record. Lineage: Eukaryota; Metazoa; Chordata; Aves; Coliiformes; Coliidae. Bases 1 to 858 code for a protein of 285 amino acids. The transcript is spliced from 5 exons.